Messenger RNA from Didymodactylos carnosus, 492 nucleotides. Lineage: Eukaryota; Metazoa; Rotifera; Eurotatoria; Philodinida; Philodinidae. The record is from the annotation of a GenBank genome assembly.
AUGGGAAAUUCUGAAGCUAAACAACGAGCGCAAUUGUUGUAUACGAUACAGUCAAAUUGCGGUUAUUGGUUUAAGAACAAACAGAUUCUCGAAGAAGCUCUAACUCACGAUAGCUGCCGUUUGACCAAUCCAGAAAUUCUAACGUAUGAGCGACUGGAAUAUUUAGGUGACAGUUUUUUAGGUUGGAUCAUUACAGAUUAUCUAUUUCGAAAAUAUCUCAGUGAUAAUGAAGGUGAUCUGAGUAGAAAACGAAGUGAUCUCGUUUCGUCUUCAAUGCAACGAAAAAUAGCUGAUAAACUUAGAAUUGAUGAAUACAUAAAGUUCGACAAAAGUGUUCAAAAUCAAAAUUCUGGUCAAGCAUUCCGGAAAUAUGAUAAAUUUGUUGAAGCGUUGAUUGGUGGCAUUUACAUUGAUGGCGGCUUUGAAAAAGCAAAGAGCAUCGUUUACAAUUUAUGGGGACUAGACGAGCUUGGCUCGUGUAUUAUAUGCUAA